Molecule: messenger RNA, 5418 nt
Organism: Paramecium tetraurelia
Lineage: Eukaryota; Ciliophora; Oligohymenophorea; Peniculida; Parameciidae
Exons: 6
Source: RefSeq, a predicted model, not a curated record
AUGUCCGAAACAUCAUUGGGUUAAAAGAAUGCUUUAUACAAUUAGCAAGACUAUGAGCCAGAAUUGAUGGAAUCCUCAAGAUUUUAAUAGGAAAAACAAUUAGAAAAAUAAUAGAAUUAAUAAUCCAUUUUCCAGCAACAAUAGAAUCCUCAAUAUCAAUAACAUCAUGAGGAUAAUUUAUAAGAUAGAACAACCCCCUUUACAUUUACAGUUUAGAAUAUGCCAAAAAUAAACUGUUUUAAUCAUUAGGGAUAGACAUUUACUAAUUUUUGUAAAUGCAGGGAAUGCUUAUUGCCACUAUGUCCUGAGUGUGUGAAAGAACACGUUUACGAGCAUUCAGAAUACAGGUCUUAUCCUAAGUUGGAAUGCUUGGAGAAUAUUUUAACUGAUGUUCACAAGGAAGUCUGCUAACAAGCAAAUUAAUUGGUAUAUGCAUACUUAGAUAUUUAAAAAUCAAUCUCUUAAGCCUUAUCAUACACUUAGGAAACAGUGUAAAAAUUAAAGGAAGCCAAAAAUAGAAUAUUGAAUAUAGUGGAAUAGUAUUUCCAUGCUUUGGAGAUUGAAUUGGAGAACAAAUAAAGAAAGAACUUUGAUAACUUCGAUCGUGAUGGAAAAUCCUUUACUUAAGUAUUAAAUGCAAGAUUUAUCUCUCAUAUAAAUUUCUUAGACAAAUUAAAAUAACCAGAUUGCAUGUAUUCUCUACUACCCUAUCUGCUAUCUACAACUAAAGAGGAUAAUUUAUAAUAUAUAGAGACAGCUUAAUCAUUUUCAUCCAGAUUUAAAGAAGCCUAAUCAUAGAUAAACUUUGAUUCCAUAGAAUCUUCAAAUUUAAGCUAGCAAAUUGCUUAGAUAGUUAAUGUGGUCCAUAAAGAUCUGCCAGAAUUUCUUGAUAUUCAUAAGCUUGCAACUCCUGAAAUAAUAUCUAACCGGGUUUUAACUGUAAAAUCACAAAAUUCCUAACUGCCACAACAAACUUCUAGAAUUUAGGAACAAAUUUAACUAAAUUAACUCAAAGAAAAACCAGAACCUCCAAAGAUGUAACAAUAGCCUGGAUUAGAGUUAUCAUAUGGUUAUUAAUAAUAAUAAAAAAUGCCUUUGUAAUAGGUUCCUAUUUAGUAAGUUUAGAAUCCUUCAUUUUACUCUGGAUACCCGUAAUAAUAAUAAUAAGUUUAUGGACAAUAGCCAUUUAAAUAAGCCUAGUUAAUUUCACCUAAUAAAUAUUAAGGUUAUUCUUAAACUCUAUAGCCAUACCAAUAAUUAUAAGCAGCAUAUCCUAAUUUUAAUACUCAGUUUUCAAAUCAAGCAUAUUCAUCCUAAAGUUUAUAAAAAUUAUUAACAAUGCUAAAGGCUUCCUCUAAAAGUUCUAAACCAGAAUCACAUUAAAAGAUUUCAUAACCAUCUAAUGAUUCCUCCAACCCUUUAAAAUUGAGUAGAGAAAAUUCAACUAAAAAUGUAAGUAAGGGGUCGACUACAACUCUUAUAAAACCUUUGCAUAAGUCAACAUAGAAUAGUAGAACAUCGUCUAGUUCAAAAAUCCUUAAUCUUUCAUAAAGGAGAAUAGCAAGCAAAGAAACGUCUCCAUCAUAAAUGAUUGAAUAAGCAGUAUUAAAAGCCCCAAGCAAAAUUACGAAUAAAACAUCAUUAAAGCAGAAAACUCAAAAAUAAAAUGAUGGGAAGCCACAAAAUCUAAGUGAUUCUAAGAUAAAAUAGACUCUGAUAACAAAUUAAUCAUAAUAGCCAAAAGAUGGAUCAUAAAAAUAAAUUUCUGUUCUAAAAAAGGGAAUAAACUAGUUGGUUUAUCGUUCAUCUAGUUUUAAUAAAUUAAAUAAGUCACUAAAUUCUAAUUCAUCAAGUCGUAAACCAUCUCCAUCAAACAAGGAUAUACUAAUAACAAAAUAAAAAUUAAGUUCCUAAUAAAGUUAAAUAGAAUAAUAAUCUCAAGAAUAAUUGUAUUAAUAGGCGGAAUUGAAUGAUCAAGAAUAAAAAGAUCUGAUACAAUAGCAAGACUUUUAAGAUGAUGGUCAUUAAACUGAAGAAAAUUUAGUAAAUGAUUAAUCUGAAGGAUAAUAGAUAGAUGGAACACUAAAUGAAGACAUGUCUGAAUAGGAUUAAAACUAACUUGAUUAAAUGCAAUAAUCUAAUAAUUACUCAGAGCAACAUUAUACUGAAAAUGAUGAAGAACAAUAAGAAUUAGUAAACCAGUAAUUAAUUUAAGCAAGUGAAAAACUGCAAUAUUUAAGUAAUGAUGAUCAAGAAUUAAUAGAAAAUGAUGAUGAUCAUUAAUCAUGUGGUCUAGAUAUCAAUUAAGUAGAUAAUUAAGAAAUUAACUUAUAGGAUGAUUCUGAUAACUAGAAAACAAAAUAUUAGCCUUAGAUUGAAUCUAUUUAAAUGGAUAAAGCUAAUUAUUAAGUCAAUUUAUUAUCAUCUGCAGAAGACACAAAGGAAUAUCGGAUAUUGAAAGAAAUUUAAACUUAUCCAAAUUAGAUAGGGGAAAGAUUGCACACAAUUUAGGAGGACUUGCAAAGUAAUGAGGCUAUGAGUCAAAUAUAAUUUAAUGAGAUGGUUGAUGGAGAUACUAGUGAAUUAAUUCUAACGCAUAAAACAGAUAACCCCUAUAGAAAAAGUAGUGUAAAUUUUCUAUAGAAAUAAUCUUAGAAUACAUCAAGCACCAAAUUUUUAGAAAUUAUAAUCCAAGAUGAUCAAUCUCAAUUUUAAUAAAUCAAAUCAGCUAAGGCUUCAUUAACCUCAUAAUACUUUAAAGUUUAAAAUUAAAACGAUAGAAAUUUUUUAUAAGAGGAAAUAUAAGGAAAUUAAAAUUCAUAAAUAACUCAACAAAUCUAAAAUACAAGAGAAAAAGUAUAAUUUUUUGGUAAAAAAAGGUAAGAAAUUGUUACAAAAACUUAGAGUAUCGAAGAUGAAGAAGUAAAAGUAGAUAAAAUCCAAACAUAUUAGGAGAACGGAUGUUAAGAGGACCUAAUUUACCAUUAACAUAAUGAUUAAAUGGGGGGGGAUUUAUUCUUUAAUAACGCGAUUAAAAAUAAUAAUUAGAAUUUUAUUCAUAAUUAGAUAUUUAAGGAUUAACAAUAAUAAUUAGUAAACGAAUUAAACGAAUAAGAGAAAUACUAAAUAAAUAAGUUUGAUUAAGAAGACUCACAUAGUAUUUAGAAUGAAGAAAUAUCAAGGGAUAUAAAAAAGAAAAUGUAAUUUGAUUCUCCAUAAAACUAAACUUAAACUAAAGAAUAAUCAACUGUUGAUAAUCAAGAUACAUAAUAAGAAAAAAAAGAAAUCUCCUCUAGUUUCAAUAAAGGAAAUAAUUAUGGAUAGAAUGUGGAGAGCAUCGAUAAUAUUAAUUGCUCUAAUUUUGAUGAAGUAAAUGAUUAAAUCCAUUAAAAUUAAACUGGGAUUAGAGAUGAUCAUAACAAUUCAGAACAUAAUAUUCAUAUUCUUGAGCAUGAAAAAUCGAAUGAAGAUAAAUAUUUGUAAAAUAAAUAAGAUUAAAAAACAUUAGAAUUCUAAAGUUAUCAUAACUAGUUACGUAUGUAAUCUAAUAAUAUUGAUUUGAGUGAACCUAAAAUAUAAGAUAUUGGCAGCAUAUAUGUUGUUUAAUAAUAAAAUGUCAAAAUAAAAGAAUAAUAGUGCGAAUUAGAUGAAAUUAAUUUAAAUGAUUAAGAAGCAAAAGAGAAAAAAUUACAUUUAAAUUUAAGUAAAUUAAAAUAAAACUAAGAAAUUAACCAUUCUAAAGAUCGAUUUGAAAUAAAUUAGAUAGAGUCUUCAGUUAAUUAAGAAAGUAUGUAUAUCAUUGAAAAAGAUCAAAAUGAUUUAGAGGAUUAAGUGUAAAAUAAAAAUACUAUCAUAAAUAAUCAGAAAUUGGGUGAUAAUCAUCAAUAAUAGAGAGAAUAUGAGUAAACUAAUUGUAACGAUGAAAAUCAAAAUUAGUCUUGCGAUUCUGAUAAAAAGUCAGUUAAAUCUUAAAGGUCUAAGAAGUCAAGAAUAACAAAUAAUUAAGAAAUGAUAAAUAAUAACUCUUCAUUUCAUAAAAAUGAUACUGAAUUGGAAUUUAAUUGUAAUGACAUUAAUAGUUAAAGAACUUAAGAAUUUGGUGAGACAUAAAGAGAGAGUGAAAAUGGAAUAGAACAAUUUUCUAGUUCAUAAAAAUAAAUAGUAAUUAAAAAAUAAGAAUUUGAAUCGGAAAUCAAUAAAAUUCGUUUUUCAAUGGCUCUUAAUCUUUAAAAUAUAUAAGGAUUUAAUAGAAAUAAUAGGGAAGAUUAAUUAGAUACAGGAAGAACAGAUGAUAGUAUGAUAAACUAAUUAGUUGGUUAAGAUAGAGAUCAUAAUAAUGCUCAUUUAGUGAGGCAUAACUUUGAGGCAAGGCCAUCAAUUAAAGUGAAAAUGUAGCAUCUUUGUCUUGAUGACAUAAUAUAAGAAAAAUAGGAAUCUGCAACUCCUGAUAAUUAUACAAGAUCUAUAAAUCCUACACCUAAACCUGGGGGAAGUACUAAGCAUUAAAAACAUUUUCUUUCUUUUGGAGUUUAAGAUGAACUUAGAGUUAAAUAAGUAGAUUAGAUAGGACAUUCCGAGAAAGAUAUUGAAAAGGACAGAAAAAAAAGAGAGAAUUCUUCAUUGAAAAAAUAGUAGAUCUAAUCAGAAAAAUAAGAUGAAGAAGAAAUCAAGGCACUUUAAAAAAUUCUGUCAUCCAAAUUAGAAAUAAAAAAAUAAAAGGAGAAUCAUAUUCUAGAGCAAUCAUUGAAAAUUGAGGAGUUUUAAUACAUUCUUAAUCACAUCCCAGAUAUCUAGGAGUUAGAUGGAAAUAUAGAUUUAUCCUUGAGUAAUAUUAUUACUGAUUUUCUUGAUAGCCACAAAAGAAACCGAUAUAAGGAUAUAUCAAAUAUGAAAGAUCCUCAUUUGGCAAAUUUGAUGAGAAACAAAUUUUAGGAAAUUUUAAGUAAGCAAGAUUAAACUACACAAUAAGAUCCAGAGAUAAAACGAUAAUAAUAACUUGAAAUUGAGGUUAAAUAAAAAUAGCAAGUUAAUUUUGUGUUACAAUUGCUAUUUUAGGAAUAUAACACAUUAAGAUCAAAAUCUUAUAAAUUAAAUUUAGAACUUACUAAUUCUCAAUCAAAACUAUUCGAAAAAAUGAAAAAGCUAAGCAUAAGGGAGAAAUUAAUCCCGUAAUUAAAACAAAUAGACAUUCAUUAACAUCGAGUUACUAAUGAAUUGAAAAACUGUAUUUUAUCUUAAAAAACAGAAUUUAAUAAUGAAGAAUUAAUAGGUUUUAUUCAAUCUGAAUUAAAAGUCUAAGAAGACAUCAAUCAAUGUAUAUAAGAAAUUAGAAGUAUAUUUAAGGAUAGAAUUGAUUAAAUUAAGCAAGGAGAGAUGGUUAUGGAAGAGUAGCUUUUAUCUAAAUCUUAAAAAUAUUGA